This is a messenger RNA of Paramecium tetraurelia, 375 nucleotides long. RefSeq lists its product as uncharacterized. The record is from RefSeq and is a predicted model, not a curated record. Gene Ontology annotation, molecular function: zinc ion binding. The transcript has 2 exons. Lineage: Eukaryota; Ciliophora; Oligohymenophorea; Peniculida; Parameciidae.
AUGAAUAAGAGAGUUGAUCCAUAUUAAUUAAAUAUUGGUUAUGAAAAUGACAUAACUAAGACUAAUAUUUUAACUAAUGGGGAUUACUUAAGUUCAUAAGGAGUUGAGAAUCAGAUGAAUCUUCCAACAGAGCUUGAUGAUCAUGAAGGGCCCACCCUUUUCUAUUGUCAUCAUUGCAAAAUGGAUUCAGUUUCAACUUGUGAGUAUUAGGCUUCGAGUUAAACAUUUCUUUGUGCAUUUCUUCUAUUUUUUAUUCUCAACCUUUUUGGUUGUCUAAUCCCUUAUUAUUCAACUGCAUGUAAAGACAGAAGGCAAAUAUGUCCACGAUGUAGAAAAUUGGUAGGAAUCAAAUAUUAUAAUGCGUGUGCCUGUUGA